Molecule: messenger RNA, 1693 nt
Organism: Cannabis sativa
Lineage: Eukaryota; Viridiplantae; Streptophyta; Magnoliopsida; Rosales; Cannabaceae
Product: PTI1-like tyrosine-protein kinase At3g15890
Exons: 4
Coding region: 269-1330 (353 amino acids)
Biological process (GO): protein phosphorylation
Molecular function (GO): protein kinase activity; ATP binding
Source: RefSeq, a predicted model, not a curated record
AUGUCUAGAUUAGAAUACAUCAGCUUGAGGAGUGCCCAUUAACUACACCCAUAAGCAUAUGUUAAUAUCAAGAAACAAUAAUUAAGUAAAUCAUAUAAUUGAAAAUUAGCUAAAACCAUCAUGACUUGUCUUCACCACCAUAAGACUCCUUCCUCUAGAGUUGAAGUUUCCAAAAAUAUUCUUUUCUCUAUUUGUUCUUAACCUUUUUAGUUUUCUUUAAUUAGUUUGGGUAUAUUAUUUUCUUUUGGCUUCUUCUUCCACUACAAAGAUGCCAUGGAAUUGUUGUUGCACUAUUGUUGAUUCAGAUGUUGAAAAAGAAGAAUCAAAGACCAGAGAAAACAGUAGUGUUAAUAGGGAUUACUCUUGGGAAAGAUACUCUCUGAAGGAGCUUGUACAUGCCACAAACAAUUUCCAUGAAAAUCACAAGAUUGGAGAAGGUGGUUUUGGAAGUGUUUUUCGCGGUCAAACUAGUAAAGGGGUCGAGAUAGCAGUGAAAAGACUAAAGAUGAUGACAGCAAAGGCAGAGAUGGAAUUCGCAGUAGAAGUAGAAAUGCUUGGAAGAGUAAGGCACAAAAAUUUGUUAGGACUGAGGGGAUACCAUGCUGGAGGAGAAGAAAGGCUUAUUGUAUUUGAUUAUAUGCCUAAUCAUAACUUAAUCACACAUUUGCACGGAAGCCUUGCCUCAGAUUGUCUUCUUGAUUGGUCUCGUAGAAUCAAUAUCAUCAUUGGUUCAGCCGAAGGUUUAGCGUACUUGCACUGCGAACUCAGCCCACACAUGAUUCAUCGAGACAUAAAAGCAAGCAAUGUACUUUUAGACAUUAACUUUGAACCAAAAGUAGCUGAUUUUGGUUUUGCAAAGCUAAUCCCUGAUGGUAUAACUCAUAUGACUACUAGAGUAAAAGGAACACUUGGUUAUCUAGCUCCGGAAUAUGCAAUGUGGGGUAAAGUAUCUGAGAGUUGUGAUGUUUACAGCUUUGGAAUACUGCUCUUGGAAAUCGUAAGUGGCAAAAAGCCUUUAGAGAAACUCUCCAAAGGAGUAAAGCGUGACAUUGUUCAAUGGGUCACACCUCAUCUCCAAAUGGAUGACUUUGAUCACAUAGCUGAUCCAAGGUUGAAAGGGAAAUUCGAUCUCUAUCAGCUUAAAUCUGUGGUUUUACUAGCUAUGAAAUGUACAGAUAACAGCCCUGAUAAUCGACCAACCAUGUUGGAAGUGGUGGAGUGGUUAAAGCGAAGUACUAGUCUUGUUGUGUUGAAAAAAAAUAUAAAGGAUAUUGAUGAUCAUGAGUAUUAUGAGGAAGAGGAAGAGACCGACAAAACUGAUACGUACUGAUUAUGAAACUCUAUGGUGCAAGAUUGACUAGGAAUACUUGUUCACAGAGGAAGUCGUCCUCAUCAUUAUUUUUCUCUUAUUGAACUCUAUGGCUAAAACUUGAAUGUAAUGUUAUAGCCAUCGAUGGUGUUAAAGCUCAAAUGACCAUAGUGUGGGGAUCAUGGGAUGAAAUAUCAUAUGUGUAACUAAAAAAACAAAGGUAUAUAUAAAGACAAUUUUUUUUUUUUAAGAAAAAUACUUAUUUAUUUUGAUGAUUAAAAUUAUAUCUUGUUCGGUUGAGUGAUCAAUAUUAAUUUGUAAAUCAUUUUGUAAAUGUAUUAAUUGAACAUGUAUCCGUAUGUAUCCAUUAAUUUUUUCAGAUGA